CUUCCCACUCCAAGUACACGGACAUAUUUCCUUGCUUUUAUCCCCCCAAUCCCUAUUUGAUUUAUUUAAAUCUUCUGAUAACAUCUCUUUGACUAAUACAGUUUCUGAUCUCCCUCUCCCUCCUUCUCUCUUUCAUUCAUUCCCUGACAUUUAUAUGUGUGUUUGAUUUUACAACUAAUGAUGUAUAAGCGUCCCAGAAAGCAAGCCAAAACCAGAAGUACAAACUCUGAAGAAGUGAGCAGCAUCGAAUGGGAAUUCGUCAAGAUGACAGAACAAGAAGAAGAUCUUAUAUACAGAAUGUAUAGGCUGGUUGGAGACAAGUGGGAUUUGAUAGCGGGACGAAUUCCGGGGCGUAAACCAGAAGAAAUAGAGAGGUUUUGGAUAAUGAGACAUGGUGAAGUUUUUGCAGAGAGAAGAAAAGAAAAUGAGGGCAACAAGUACUCCUGAUUUCUCAUGUUGGGUUUGCCAGAUUUGAUUUGUUUUCAUGCUUUGAAAUUGUUGUGGUGUACAAAAUCACUUGCUAUUUCUAUAUGAUCACUUUGUUUUGUAGACAAUAUUGAGUCAAGUUUUCAUCAACAACUUGAUUAGUACACUGUUGCAAAACACACUCAAACUCUGGAAUUAAUGGCACAUUUAUUUCUAGCAAA
This is a messenger RNA of Tripterygium wilfordii, 647 nucleotides long. RefSeq names its product transcription factor CPC-like. The transcript is spliced from 3 exons. Gene Ontology annotation, biological process: cell differentiation. The record is from RefSeq and is a predicted model, not a curated record. Gene Ontology annotation, cellular component: nucleus. Gene Ontology annotation, molecular function: transcription cis-regulatory region binding. Lineage: Eukaryota; Viridiplantae; Streptophyta; Magnoliopsida; Celastrales; Celastraceae. The coding region runs from base 178 to 447 and encodes 89 amino acids.